AUGCCCACGAGUGAGACAACUGCAGACCUCAAGGUCCUCCCAAGGGCUGCCGACCCUGCUGCUACUACCAACAUACCUCGCAAGGACAAGGACAAGAACCUCGUCUCCGCCAGCAGACUAGCACCCGAGAUCGUCCUCCUCAUACUGUCCUUCCUCGACUACCACGAUCAGCCCUCAAGUCUCUGCCCCAUCCUCACACUCUGCAAGCCCUGGGCCCGCCUUGCCCUCGAAUUGAUCUACGAACAGCCCGUCUUGACCCUGAAGAGUCUCCCCAGCUUCAGUAUCACCCUGGGGCUUCAAGAUCGACUCCGCAAUGGACAGACUCCCUUUUGGGAGACAAACAUUCAUUUGGAUGGACGAAAAUGCCUGGGGAUCGAUUAUCGAUCGUUGAUCAAGAGACCUUGUCGGAUCGUGGGGACAGUGGCACCAACGAAACAGGAUCUGGUACAGUUUUGGGAUCUUCAGGCUUUGCUCUGGACUGUGCCUGCUUUGGCUACUGCCCCUGUGACGAUGAUAGGAUCGCCAUCGCUUUCGACGGUUGCUCCUUACAGCUCGCCACCUCAGUCGCCAUUGUCGCCAACUUCGAUUGAACAGUCAUCAACGUUCUCACCAACAAUGGCAGCACCAACCCCAACAACAAUCGAAGAGCAAUCGUCUUCAGUAGCUACACCAUCACCACCCAGACGAUCAUCUUCGUCGUCUCCGUCCCCCUCCAAGGCUGUGCUGUUGAGACGCAAGAAGAAGACCCUUCCACCUCCAGGACCCGUCGUCAUGAUGCUCGAGUCGACAGCUGCGUUCUCAGAGAUAAUGCAUGACGUCUUGCGAGAGGUCCCUGGAAUGAAGCUACGUCAUCUUCACUACCGACUCAUCCCUGGCGUGUCCCUUUCAGACCUCGUCAGGAAUCACCUGUCAUCCUUACAGGAGUUGGUCAUCUCCCGGUCUCCAACUCGAUUGGAUGACUUCAUGACCAUCGCCCGAUUGCUCUCGGGGAACGAUAAUAGCAACAACAGCGGUGACGAUACCAGCGAUACCAACUCCUCAUCCCAGCGACAGCAGCAGCAACACUCACAGAGGAGUCAAAUCCACAGGCUUGCACUGGAUCGUUGCCAGGGAGCAGGAAUGACAGCUCUGACAGAGUUGGUGCGCGCGUGUGGAUCUCACCUCAGGACCCUCGAGUUCCGUCAACAUACCGUGAUCCGCCCUGCCGGUGGAGAUCUCGCACAGUUCCCUCUCGAUGCUCCUGGAGAUUGGAAUGCACAAGAGAUUGCUCAAGAGGCGUUCGAGAAGGAGUUGGCAGAGAACCCUUCGAUGUCUACUUGUGAACCGGGACAGGCCUGUCGACAGUGCGCCUCUUUUGCUGACAUCAACAGCAACAGCAGCAAUGGUAAGGCGCACGAGACACGUCAGGACGACAGGCUGGAGGAAUCAGUUGAGGAUCUUUCUAUUGCAAGCGCGACUAUUACACCAGCUGCUACCAACAAUGGAACGGCCGCGUCUACAACGGGUUCGAUCCAGCCAACACCAGACCACCAGCAACCAUUACAACAACAGCAGCAGCAAGGAGCUGGCAUCCCUCCUGUAGGAGUCGACCCCGAGACGCGGAUGGACCUGGCGAUGCUUAUGGUGUCCGAGCUCUGCCCACGACUUACACGACUCCGUUUACAGAACAUGACCUGGUUGUCUGACAACAGCUUGGCAGGAUUCCGACCCACCUUUGACCACCUUCACCGUUCGAACAAGGAGGACGACGGUCUUGCCCAACAGCAACACCGUGGUUUGAAGGAAAUUGAGCUCUUGGAUUCGUACUAUGCGUCUCAGGUGACCAUUGAGGGACUUUUGGAGCUCUGUGGUCCUGACUUGGAGACCCUUGUAGUGGAUCGAAGGUCGUGCUGGAGGACAAGGACAAGGACCCAUGUCGCCGACGCUCAGGAUACCCAUACUCAACCUCCUGGAACUGCCACCACAACCACCACCACAACAACCACAUCCACUUUGUCGGAGCAGCAGGCGGGGCUGUGUGUUGGUUGUAUGAAUCGGGAGAGGUUGAGACGUUUUAGAGACGAAACCAUGUCGACAGGAGACCGAAUUAUCUCGGGGCUAAUUUCGGACACGACGACGAGAACAACAAGGGGGCAGGUCUCUUGUUCGAUCCGGCGGCAGCAGGUGGACGAAGAGGAGAAUGGACGUGUACAACAUCAACGACGACGACAACCACGACUACCACGAUUGAGUACAUUGAUGCUGAUUGAGCAUUGGGUGAGUGUCCAAGUGGUCAAGGAGGCCCUUUGCGAGUGGAGCCAGACACUAGCCGUCGUGAGCCUCCGUCUCUACAAAUGUUCCAACCAGGAAUUGGAGGACGCCCUUGUGCCCAAGGAACAAGGUGUUAGAACAAACAGUGGUCAAGGAGCAACAGCAUUGGAGAGACUCGAGUUGAGUCUGCCGUGGAUUGCACCGAACGAGACCGAGAAGGAGCUUUCAGGGCUGGCUGAUAAAGUGUUUGAGGCACAUGCAAGCCUGUCCCUUGUCGAGAUUAACAGGCGAACCUGGAAAAGGAAGGCUUCCGCUUCCUCCUCCUCUUCUACUCGUGCCCCUUCUUCACCCACUUCAUCGUAA
Messenger RNA from Linnemannia hyalina, 2613 nucleotides. NCBI's taxonomy places the organism in Eukaryota, Fungi, Mortierellomycota, Mortierellomycetes, Mortierellales, Mortierellaceae. The record is from the annotation of a GenBank genome assembly.